AUGGGCUUUUUGCCUGCUUUUAGGUACGAGCACCGGCUGGUGGACGACAUGUUUGCCUACAUUUUGAAGUCCCGGGGGGGCUUCGUGUGGGCCUGCAAGAACUUCGAGGGGGACUUGGGGAGUGACUUGGUGGCUCAAGGGUUUGGGUCUUUGGGACUAAUGGUGUCUUUUCUGGAGACUGCUGCUGCUGCUGCAGCAGCAGACGGCGCAGCAGCAGCAGCAGCAGCCUUUGCUGCAGAAGCUGCACACGGAACUUAUAGUAAUUACCCCGUGGCUUCUGCGUACGCGUGGGCGCGGGGGCUGCGGCGGCGGGGGCAGCGCGACAGCAACUUGCUGCUGCAGCAGUUUGCUGCUGCUCUCGAAGCAGCUUGCUGCAGCGCCAUUGAAGGCGGAGUCAUGACGAAAGACCUCGCCACUGCCAUCAAGGGAGAACAAGUUUCUGAAAAGGAUUAUGUCGACACCAAACAGUUCAUCAAAGAAGUUCAGAAGCACCUUGAACAGGCCCUCGUCAAACUCGGAGUCAUCACCGA
Molecule: messenger RNA, 530 nt
Organism: Eimeria tenella
Lineage: Eukaryota; Apicomplexa; Conoidasida; Eucoccidiorida; Eimeriidae
Product: isocitrate dehydrogenase, putative
Exons: 3
Biological process (GO): isocitrate metabolic process
Cellular component (GO): mitochondrion
Molecular function (GO): isocitrate dehydrogenase (NADP+) activity
Source: RefSeq, a predicted model, not a curated record